AUGUCCUCCAACGUCGGCCUGACCACGCCCCGCGGAAGCGGCACAUCAGGCUACGUGCAGCGCAACAACGCCUUCAUAAAGCCGCGCAGCACAGGCACCGGCGCCCCCUACCCACCCCUCUCCGGCGCAAACGGCACAGACUACGGAUUCAAGCAGCGUGUCCCGGACAAGCAGAUUCUCGAGCACGACCGGCGCCGCGCAAUCGAGGUCAAGGUGAUGGAGGAGCGGGAGCGGCUGGAGGAGGAGAACGAGGUUAUUGAGGAGGAGGAAGCGAAGCUGGCCAAAAACAAAAACAAAAACAAAAACAAAGAGGCCAAUGCCGAGGGCGAGGAGAAUGCGGAGAAUGAGGACGGCCGGAAAGUCCUUUCGGAGGAGGAGAUCGAUGCGCGAUGCGAGGUGCUGAGGCAGAGGUUGGUGCGGGAGAUGGAGGAUUCGAGUGCGGGGGGUCAUCGGCCGGGCCCGAUUCGGGGCGGGAGGAAGUGGGAUGGGGAUGGGAAUGGAAAGGACCAGCGCCGGUUUAAGGCUUAUCAGGUUCAUGAGCUUGCUGAGGCGAAGAUUGAGGAGAGUGAGCGGUUGCGGAGGGCGUUGGGUAUUCGGGAGGAUAGGGAGACGGGCGCUAUUAGUAGUACCCGGGACAGGAGGCCGCGGGAUAGUAGGGAUUCGAGGGAUUAA
This is a messenger RNA of Penicillium verhagenii, 672 nucleotides long. RefSeq names its product U2-type spliceosomal complex subunit CWC21 (gene cwc21). The record is from RefSeq and is a predicted model, not a curated record. Lineage: Eukaryota; Fungi; Ascomycota; Eurotiomycetes; Eurotiales; Aspergillaceae. The transcript has a single exon. Bases 1 to 672 code for a protein of 223 amino acids.